This is a messenger RNA of Letharia columbiana, 981 nucleotides long. RefSeq lists its product as uncharacterized. The record is from RefSeq and is a predicted model, not a curated record. Lineage: Eukaryota; Fungi; Ascomycota; Lecanoromycetes; Lecanorales; Parmeliaceae. The transcript has a single exon. The coding region runs from base 1 to 981 and encodes 326 amino acids.
AUGGCUGUCACUAAGCUUCCUCGAACGCGUAAGGGGAUCCUAUCCCACGGUCCACCGCUAUCGUGGCCGAAUGACACCACGAUUGGUCCGCGUCGUCCACAUCUCGGGCUUCUCAGACAGGCGACUCAUAACCAUCGACAGCAUCGCAUCUCUGACCUGUCAGCUAGCUCAAGGCACAAAGCUCCCAAGCUCAUUCACCAUCCCCAUCUGCGUUCCCGAGCUCCACAAGCCUCAGGCUACUCAAGGUACAAAGCCCACAAGCGUACUCAUCAUUCAACACAACAGUCCAAAGCACCAAAAGUCUCUGGCAAACCGCCCAAACAGAUUAAGAAUCUCGUGGUUCAGAAGCCACCUCCUCACGCAACGCCGCUACCCAAAGCUUCACAAGUACCAAGCAGCUCGCUAACGGACAAGAAGAAAGACGCAAAGUCUCAGAAGAAUAACCACACCGGCAAACCGUCCCAUCCUCCCCCUCUCCCAUCCUCGCCACCCCGACCCGAUACCCACCCAGCAGCCAAAGGCAUAGACUGGACCGCCUACGACCGCGCCAAAGCCCACCGCUGGAAGAACAUCCGCAUCUGGGUCCACUCCCUCCGCCGCGCCCACCGCAUCGUCGACACCGUCGCCACAGAACUCAUGGCCUACUACGGCAGCGCGAAGUACGGCGGCCACCCCUCCGCGCGCACCCUGUCCCGGCACGCCUGGCAGGCCGUCCGGCUGUGCGAGCACGAGUUCGGCACGGAUCUGCAGUGGGGCAAGGGGCUGGGGGAGGCGGUGUGGGGCACCGAUCACGCCAAGGUGGAGGCGUUGAUCGAGAUGAGGAUGGAGGGGGAGGGGACGCCGGGGGGGGGGACGGUGGGCGAGAGUGAUCUGAGUGGGUUUGAGGAUGGGUGGUGUGAGGAGGAGGAGGAGGAGGAGGAUGAUGAAGGGUUCUGGGGCGGUGGGGAGGGGAAGGAUGUUGAGAUGGCGGAGGCGCCUUGA